Gigantopelta aegis is the source of this 3366-nucleotide messenger RNA. RefSeq names its product short transient receptor potential channel 3-like. The record is from RefSeq and is a predicted model, not a curated record. Gene Ontology annotation, biological process: manganese ion transport; regulation of cytosolic calcium ion concentration; calcium ion transmembrane transport. The transcript is spliced from 14 exons. Lineage: Eukaryota; Metazoa; Mollusca; Gastropoda; Neomphalida; Peltospiridae. Gene Ontology annotation, molecular function: inositol 1,4,5 trisphosphate binding; protein binding; store-operated calcium channel activity. Gene Ontology annotation, cellular component: cation channel complex; membrane. Bases 550 to 3255 code for a protein of 901 amino acids.
CCCCCCCCCCCCUGCCCCCCCGGAGGGUACGGCCCUGGAAAUGUAUCGUGGUUUGUGUUUCCCUUUCUCUUAUACAAUGGUCUACAGAUGAUCAAUUUGUCCACCCUUUUCGAUGCCGCACCAAGUAAUUGGUUACACUUAGUGCACCGGAAGGCGCUAAACAUACCAGAUAAUUGAUCAAUUCCAUCUGUGCGAAAUACUGCAGCAGCAUGUUACUUGAUAAUCAUAAUAAAUGACAACACCUGCUGCGUAUUCUUGCAGUACUAAUUCAGUUAACCAAUAACAAUGGAACGAGCGGACAAAUUUAUAUGUCACUCCACUGGGGGAUACCUCCAUAAUGAUAAAAGCCGUCGUAUUAGAUGUCAAGUGCAAAAGACGGCAAAUAAAUCUAUUUAGAAAACGAAGGAAAAUACAUUUAGCAAUGUUUUGUAAUGAGAAACCAAAACAGCAUCAGAUAUUAAACCUUGGGAAAUUGUUUUGAAAUUAAGUUUAAAAAAAAAAAAAAAAAAAAAAAAAAAAAAAAAAAAAAAAAAAAACACUCUUGCAAGUAUGAAAAGAAUGGCUAAAAAGUUACGAACCAUUACAAAUGUGCGUAUGAAGUUAUCGUUUUAUAGCAAGCGUUCUCACUUGCAGUUCAGCGACAUUGAGGAAGAGUUUUUGCACGCGGCAGAAUUUGGCGACAUUCCUGGUGUGAAGAGACUGCUAGCCGAAUACCCUGAAUUGAAUAUAGACUGCAUCGACGCCCUGGGGCGCACGGCCUUGAGACUUGCGGUCAAGAAUGAACAUCUCGAGGUUGUGGAGGUUCUCCUGGAGAGAUCUAACCAACACCACAUCUACGAGGCCGUGCUGCAGUCGAUCAGCGCGGGCCACACCCAGAUCGCCGAGUCCAUCCUCAAACACAGACGAUACCUCGACCUGUGGCGGGAGAUGCGCAAGAUGGGAGACACGGACGGCUUCUUCAAGACCGCCCAGGCGGAGUCGCAGUUCUCACCGGACGUGACGCCACUCAUCCUGGCUGCGCAGAAGAACCAGUAUGAGAUCGUGCAGCUCCUGCUGAUGAGAGGGGAGCUGAUCCAGAAGCCGCACAAGUUCAACUGCCUGUGCAUGGAGUGCCGGAACAAAAUGAAGUUCGACGAGCUGAGGAUGGCCAAGUCGAGGCUGAACGCCUACAAGGGUCUGACGAGCGAGGCCUACAUAUCGCUGUCCAGCACGGAUCCCAUACUCACGGCGUUUGAGCUGGCGAAAGAGCUGACGAACUUGUCCCAAGUGGAGAAGCAUUUUAAGCUACAUUACAAGCAGUUGGCGGAGAACCUCACAGAAUACGUCGUGAAGAUCCUCGACAGAAUCCGGACUCAAGAAGAGCUCAACUUCGUGCUCAACAAAACUGGCCGGAGUAACACGGAACAAUACGAAAGCCUGGCGAGGUUCCGAUUGGCUCUCCAGUACAAACAAAAACGUUUCGUCGCUCAUCCUGUCAGUCAGCAGCGUCUGGUCCAUAUAUGGUAUGAUGGGAUGGGCCGGCUGGAGAGGGCGGGCUGGUUCAGGAGACUCGUGACGCUGUUUCUGUUUGUCGUCUUCUACCCUGUCCUCGUCUUACUCUAUAUCGUAGCUCCGGAUUGCAAGUUUGCCAAAAUUCUUCAGUAUCCCUUUGUUAAGUUUAUUAGCCAUUCUCUGUCCUUUGUGAUGUUCCUCGUCAUCAUCAUCAUCUCCGCGGCACAGGCAUCGCAGAAUAUUUCCAACUUACGAACUCUCAAGUCAACAUAUUCGACGGCGUACGCUCGCUUCCGGUCUGUGGAGAACUCGACGUUAUGGUUGGGUAACGACUUUCCACUGCGCCAGGACGGUCCAACAUACACUCACAUAGUGUUGUCGCUGUAUGUGCUGGGUUUUCUCUGUCAGGAGUGCAGUGAGAUCUUCAAGUCGGGGGUGUCCGAGCACGUGAUCGACAUGUACAACCUGGUCGAUUUCCUCCUUUUGUCCAUCUACACUGCGGCCUUCACCCUGUCCUACUUUUGCAUGAUCAAGUUCAACUUUGCCAUAAACUAUCUGCAGCACGAUAACCUAAGCAACAUAGAAAGAACCCGGGAACAUCUGUACUGGCUGAAUGCGGACCGGUGGCAUUGGAAGACCAGUGAUCCUACGAACAUCGCCGAGGGACUGUACGCUAUAGCCAACAUAAUCAGCUUCUCCCGCAUUUCCUACCUCCUUCCUGCAAACGAAGCUCUUGGACCACUCCAGAUAUCUCUCGGAAGAAUGUUGAAGGAUAUUCUGAAGUUCAUGUCUCUCUUCUCCCUGGUAAUCAUGGCGUUUAUGGUGGGACUACACAACCUGUUUUGGUACUACAGCGCUCGACACACCAUUGAGGUAGAUGAACGCAACUUCACUGUCAAGGCAGAGCAGAACUUUGGAGACACACUGGCGACAUUCCGAACUGUGUUCUGGUCGCUGUUUGGACGCGGGGAGCCGACAGUGGUAGAACUGGAUCCAUACCAGAACACCAUCACCAGAGACAUAGGAUACAUCAUAUAUGGGGCGUACAACAUCACCAUGGUUACCGUGCUACUAAACAUGCUUAUUGCCAUGAUGACGAGGUCGUUUACAAAUAUUGCGGAGGAUUCCGACGUGGAAUGGAAGUUCGCUCGAAGUCAGCUAUACAUGGACUAUAUUGUGGAGGGGUCGACACUUCCUGUUCCGUUAAACCUUAUAUAUGCGCCGAAAGCGGCAGUUCGGUCAAUGCUAUGCAACUGUUCUUGUGAAAAAAAGGAAUCGCCCCCUCCAAUACCGAUGGACGAGAAUUUGGACGGUACAAGCAAACGACCUCAGUCGAGACAACGGAAUAAUAAUUUCACGAAUAUGGAGACUGCUGGAGGGCUGUUCAAUCCAGCGUGUGACGCUUCGGCCGUCGAUAUAUACGAGGGAAACGCCAGUGGCGGAGCAGGUCGUCAAACCGGGGUCCAGAUCGAGGAGAACAACCUGACCGAAACACUCACCUACCAGAAAGUGAUGCAAAGAAUCAUACAACGGUACAUUUUUGAUAUACAGCGAGAAGCGGAAGUCACUGAAGACGACUUUGAAGAGAUCAAACAGGAUAUCUCGAGUUUUCGGUAUGAGAUGUUAAACCAAUGGCGUUCUCGAGAAAGCUUACUAUCGGACAUAGCUGCAAAUGUCACGGCAUUAGGAAAGCAAGUGGAAUCAUUAAGAAGUGAACUUUCAGCGAAACCUCAUACGAUAUCCAAAGACAGCAAAGGACAAUGAUCUAUCACAACUAUUUGUGUAAUCAACGUAGGGAAAGCUUUAAUACCAAAAUUGGAGUUGAAGAGCAGUAUAUUGUUUGAAUGGAGGUUGAAUGCAAUUAACGUUGUACAA